Molecule: messenger RNA, 2078 nt
Organism: Oryzias melastigma (Indian medaka)
Lineage: Eukaryota; Metazoa; Chordata; Actinopteri; Beloniformes; Adrianichthyidae
Gene: etv5a
Product: ETS variant transcription factor 5a
Biological process (GO): regulation of transcription by RNA polymerase II; cell differentiation
Cellular component (GO): nucleus
Molecular function (GO): DNA-binding transcription factor activity, RNA polymerase II-specific; sequence-specific DNA binding
Source: RefSeq, a predicted model, not a curated record
UUGGCUGCGCUGUUGAGUGACACCUGAAACCCACCAAUCAGCGAGCGUCUCGGUGUGCGCUCGAGCUCAGGGCAAAACUGAGGCGAGCAUCAACGAAGCGCUCAGUCAAGUUUUGUGUUUCGGUCGGAGAGCCUCGGUUCUCCAAAGUUCUCUGUUCUGGUUCCUCUGGUGGAUUUUAACAGGUUUCCGUGGAACACCAACACGUUCAGCGCGUGCUAAAGUGACCCGAGGACAGCUGUCGCUUUAAAGCACACGCCUUCCCCUCCCCUUCACUUGUGACCCCCAUCAGAUAACAUGGACACGUUCUACGACCAGCAAGUCCCCUUCGUGGUUCCUCCUAGUCAGCAGACGGCCGCCAUGGACGGCGCAUCUCCAAACAGGAAGAGGAAGUAUGUGGAGUCGGAGCUGGCUCUGGACACAGAAGAACUCUUCCAGGACCUCAGCCAGCUGCAGGAGAUCUGGAUCGCUGAGGCCCAGGUUCCUGACGACGAGCAGUUUGUUCCAGACUUCCAGUCGGACAGCUUGAUGUUUCACGGCCCUCCUCCAGCCAAGAUUAAACGGGAGCUGACCCCCCCCAAAGAGCUGUCCCCCUGUCUUCAGGACAGGACCCCCACGUCCUUCAAAGAGAAGUGCCUCUACAGCUACAGAAGUGCCGAACUGCCAGUCCUCGUUUGGGAGAGCCGGGAGCUUCUACCAAAGCAGCCAUGACAGUUUCUCCUUCGACAGAGACGCCCAGCUGUACUUUGAUGACACCUGUGUGGUUCCUGAAAGGUUAGAAGGCAGAAUAAAGCAGGAGGCGGGGGUGUAUCGGGACGGGCCCCCUUACCAACGUCGCGGCUCCCUGCAGCUCUGGCAGUUCCUGGUGACACUGCUGGACGACCCCGCUAACGCCUACUUCAUCGCCUGGACCGGCCGGGGCAUGGAGUUCAAGCUCAUCGAGCCUGAGGAGGUGGCGCGGCGCUGGGGCAUCCAGAAGAACCGUCCAGCAAUGAACUACGACAAGCUGAGCCGCUCGCUGCGCUACUACUACGAGAAGGGCAUCAUGCAGAAGGUGGCCGGGGAGAGGUACGUGUACAAGUUUGUGUGCGACCCAGAGGCUCUGUUCUCCAUGGCCUUCCCCGACAACCAGAGGCCGAACCUGAAGGUGGACCUGGACGGGCUGCCGGGCCUGGACGAUGACACGCUGCCCCUCACCCACUACGAGGACGCCUCCCCCUACCUGCUGGACGCCGCGGAGCAGUGCGCCGGCCAGCUGCUGUCUGACGGCUUCUGCUACUGAGCCGCUCCUGACGCUCGCACACGUGCAAACACUCCUCAAGUCUGUCUGCGCUCUCUGGAGCGGCGCUGGGACACCCCCGGGGAGCCUGCCGAGCUCCUGAAGGAGGUGCUGAAGCCGCUCCCCUGCAAACCCUGACGGGUGGAACUGGACUCCACAGCUUCUCUGAGCAGGAAGCGAAGAGCUGCUGUUGCCGUGGAAACCGAAGCAAGCGAGGUCACGCAGCAUCAGCUUUUAGUGGACUGAUAACCCCCCCCGUACAAGACUGUCUGCUUUAGUGACAAUCUGCUCUUGUUAGAAAACACUGGAAUCUUUCUGGGGGGUGGAGUUUCCUUUUGUGGUCGCACUGUUUCCACGCCACGACUGAAUGAAGGUCACGAAGGGCUUUCCUCCGCUGUCCUCAACAGCUCAUCAUGUUUGUGUUUCAGGUAGUUCUGCGGGGGCUGCUCUCACCCCCACCUCCCCUUUUUUCCCCCUAAAAACUAGAGCAUGAACCCACUGUAUGACCCCCCCCUCACCUUCUGGGUCAACAAACACUCCAGUCAAAUAAGGGGUCACAAUGGGGGUGGGGUUACCUGCAUGAACGCGUCAUCCUCCUGCAUGGUUCUGUCAUCCUGGUUCUGUUCGCUCCAAACACGUCUAUUUUUGCUAUCAGGCUGCAUUUGUUGUUGUUUGUGGGUCACACAGUCCCAGCCCCCCUCACCUGGACCAUGAGCCAGUUCGCUGUGAUGCGAGGCUUCAGCCCCCCAUCCAUGUUCAUGAUAAUCUGUACUGGGUACAAUAAACAGUCCUUAAUGAUUCA